AUUCGGACGACAGCGAAGUCGCCAGUCCUCCAGCGGAGUUGUGGGCCAACGUAAAUCUCUGGUUCAACAACAAGAUGAAAGUUAUUCGAUUCGCCCUAUCGCGGUUGAGGACCAGGUCAACAGAAGGUGUAGCUUCACCUAGAACGCAGGUGCAUUAUUUAUGGCUCGGCUGCGAAUACUUAUAAUGAAGAUCGCCAGGAACACCUUACCUCAUGCGUAGAAAAGGAGCAUAAGCUCAAAAAAUAUAUAUGCACGAACUUAUAAGUUCUAUCGGCCUUGAGCGCUAGCCUAAACCUGCAAAAGCAGACCUUGAGCCAGACCCGUAUAUAGGCUGAAGAUGACCCAGACCCAGAUGCGAUGAUUACGCAUGAAUAUUCGUAAACAACAACUAUCGCUGAUACAGCUGAGGAUCUCUCAAGCACGUCGUGAUCAUGCGCCAAGGCAAAAAACCAACCCUCCUUAGUCGUCGUGUUGAACACGACUCCUUACUUACUUCUAGGCAAAUUGCCAAAAUUUGGAGGCGACCUGUCAUCUGUUCUAAUGUCAACAGAAGGUGUAGCUUCACCUAGAAGAACGCAGGUGCAUUAUUCAUGGCUCGUUUGUGAAUAAGUAAAUCGGCUGAUGACCCAGAGGCCGAUAGUCGUAAACAAGCACGUCGUGACCUAUCAUCUGUUCUCUAACAGAAUCUAGAGAAGAAGAAGAAGAUCAGAUAAACCAGACGAGCAAGAAGAAAAG
Molecule: messenger RNA, 735 nt
Organism: Amoebophrya sp. A25
Lineage: Eukaryota; Dinophyceae; Syndiniales; Amoebophryaceae
Source: the annotation of a GenBank genome assembly